CCUGCCUCUCCCCUUCCCAUGCCCGUGCCAGCCUCCCCGCAGGACCCCACAGUGGACAUGGGCAGUGCCCUGGGACCGGCCCUGCUGCUCACCUCCCUGCUGGGGGCCUGGGCGGGGCCGGGGCCAGGUCCAGGGCCAGGCCAGCCGUCUGUGACAGUAGCCGUGGUGUUCGGCAGCUCAGGGUCUGCACAGGCCUCGGGCCGCACUCGCCUCACCCCGCAGAACUUCCUGGACUUGCCCGUGGGGAUCCAGCCACUCACCGUGGGGGUGAACCACACCAACCCCAGCAGCCUCCUGACGCAGAUCUGCGGGCUCCUGGGGGCCACUCGCGUCCACGGCAUCGUGUUCGAGGACAACGUGGACACGGAGGCCGUGGCCCAGAUCCUUGACUUUGUCUCUUCCCAGACCCACGUGCCCAUCCUCAGCAUCAGCGGUGGUUCUGCGGUGGUCCUCACCCCGAAGGAGCCGGGCUCCGCCUUCCUGCAGCUGGGCGCGUCGGUGGCGCAGCAGCUGCAGGUGCUGUUCAAGGUGCUGGAGGAGUACGACUGGGGCGCGUUCGCCGUCAUCACCAGCCUGCACCCCGGCCACGCGCUCUUCCUGGAGGGCGUGCGCGCCGCGGCCGACGCCGGCGCCCCAGGCUGGCGGCUGCUGGACGUGCUCACGCUGGAGCUGGGCCCCGGCGGGCCGCGCGCGCAGACCCAGCGGCUGCUGCGCUCCAUCGACGCGCCCGUGCUGCUGGCUUACUGCUCGCGCGACGAGGCGCAGGUGCUCUUCGACGAGGCGGCGCGCGCCGGCCUGGUGGGGCCCGGGCACGUGUGGCUGGUGCCCAACCUGGCGCUGGGCAGCACCGACGCGCCCCCGGCCACCUUCCCUGUGGGGCUCAUCAGCGUGGUCACGGAGAGCUGGCGCCUCAGCCUGCGCCAGAAGGUCCGCGACGGCGUGGCCAUCCUGGCCCUGGGCGCCCACGGCUACCGGCGCCAGCACGGCGUCCUCCCCACCCCGGCCGAGGACUGCCGCGGCCACCCCGGACCAGUCAGCCCUGCCCGGGAGGCCUUCUACAGGCACCUGCUGAACGUCUCGUGGGAGGGCCGGGACUUCUCCUUCAGCCCCGGGGGGCACCUGCUCCAGCCCACCAUGGUGGUCAUCGCUCUCAACCGGCACCGCCUCUGGGAGAUGGUGGGGCGCUGGGAUCACGGCAUCCUGCACAUGAAGUACCCGGUGUGGCCUCGCUACAGCGCCUCGCUGCAACCCGUGGUGGACAGCCGUCACCUGACAGUGGCCACGCUGGAGGAGCGGCCCUUUGUCAUCGUGGAGAGCCCCGAUCCCGGCACGGGCGGCUGCGUGCCCAACACGGUGCCCUGCCGCCGGCAGACCAACCAGACCUUCAGCGGGGACGCUGCCCCCUACACCAAGCUCUGUUGCAAAGGCUUCUGUAUCGACAUCCUUAAGAAACUGGCCAAGGUGGUCAAGUUCUCCUACGACCUUUACUUGGUGACCAAUGGCAAGCACGGCAAGCGGGUUCGAGGCGUGUGGAACGGCAUGAUCGGGGAGGUGUACUACAAGCGUGCGGACAUGGCCAUUGGCUCGCUCACCAUCAACGAGGAGCGCUCCGAGGUCGUCGACUUCUCUGUGCCCUUCGUGGAGACGGGUAUCAGCGUGAUGGUGGCACGCAGCAACGGCACUGUCUCCCCCUCGGCCUUCCUGGAGCCCUACAGCCCGGCCGUGUGGGUAAUGAUGUUCGUCAUGUGUCUCACCGUGGUGGCCAUCACGGUCUUCAUGUUCGAGUAUUUCAGCCCUGUCAGCUACAACCAGAACCUCACCAGUGGCAAGAAGCCCGGGGGCCCAUCCUUCACCAUUGGCAAGUCGGUGUGGCUGCUGUGGGCACUGGUCUUCAACAACUCGGUGCCCAUCGAGAACCCCCGCGGCACCACCAGCAAGAUCAUGGUGCUGGUGUGGGCCUUCUUCGCCGUCAUCUUCCUCGCCAGCUACACGGCCAACCUGGCCGCCUUCAUGAUCCAGGAGCAGUACAUCGAUACGGUGUCUGGCCUCAGCGACAAGAAGUUCCAGCGGCCCCAGGACCAGUACCCUCCCUUCCGCUUUGGCACUGUGCCCAAUGGCAGCACGGAGCGGAACAUCCGCAGCAACUACCGCGACAUGCACACGCACAUGGUCAGGUUCAACCAGCGCUCGGUGGAGGAUGCGCUCACCAGCCUCAAGAUGGGGAAGCUGGACGCCUUCAUUUACGAUGCAGCUGUUCUCAAUUACAUGGCGGGCAAGGACGAGGGCUGCAAGCUGGUCACCAUCGGCUCGGGCAAGGUCUUCGCCACCACAGGCUAUGGCAUCGCCAUGCAGAAAGGCUCCCACUGGAAGCGGCCCAUCGACCUGGCACUCCUGCAGUUCCUGGGGGACGGGGAGACCCAGAAGCUGGAGACACUGUGGCUGUCGGGGAUCUGCCAGAACGAGAAGAAUGAGGUGAUGAGUAGCAAGCUGGACAUCGACAACAUGGCGGGCGUGUUCUACAUGCUGCUUGUGGCCAUGGGGCUGGCGCUGCUGGUCUUCGCCUGGGAGCACCUGGUCUACUGGAAGCUGCGUCACUCUGUGCCCGAUGCAUCCCGGCUGGACUUUCUGCUAGCCUUCAGCAGGGGCAUCUACAGCUGCUUCAGCGGGGUGCAGAGCCUGGCCAGCCCCGCGCGGCCGCCCAGCCCGGACCUCACGACCAGCUCGGCCCAGGCCAGCGUGCUCAAAAUGCUGCAGGCCGCGCGCGACAUGGUGACCACGGCCGGCGUGGGCAGCUCCCUGGACCGCGCAGCGCGCACCAUCGAGAACUGGGGCGGCGGCCGCCGGGCAUCCCCGUCGCCCGCCUGCCCCUGCUCCCGGCCCUCCACCCCCGGCCCUGGCCCCGGCCCCGAGUCCGGCCGCCGCAGGCUCCCGCAGCUCCCGGGCCAGCCCCCGACGGCUGCGCCGCCCCCGCCCGACGGCUGCCGGGGCUGCGGCCGAGCGGCCUGCGGGGCGCGGGGCCCGGGCCGGGCGGGGCGCGGCGGGCGCCACGUCUGGGCCUGCGAGCGGCGCGCGCUCCCCGAGCGCCCCCUGUCUCCCGAGUGCCGCCACUACAGCUCCUUCCCCCGAGCCGACCGGUCGGGACGCCCCUUCCUCCCGCUCUUCCCAGAGCCCCCCGAGUCCGAGGACCUGCCGCUGCUCGGGCCGGAGCAGCUGGCGCGGCGGGAGGCGCUGCUGCGCGCGGCCUGGGCCCGGGGUCUGCGCGCCCGCCACGCCUCCCUGCCCAGCUCGGUGGCCGAGGCGUUCGCCGCCCGCCCCGGCUCGCUUCCGGCCUGCUGCGCCCGCCUGGGGUGCGGCCACUGGGUGCCCGCGCAGUCCAUGCGACUCCCGUCCUACCACGAGGCCUGCCAGGAAGGAUGGUGGGCAGCGGUGCCCACCUGGCCGCACAGACAGCACGUGUGCCCCCACGCGCACGCCCCCCUGCCGCUCUGCUGGGGGCCGGUCUGCUCUUCCCUCCCGCCCUGUGCCAGCCAUAGCCCCUGGCUCUCUGGGGCCUGGGGGCCACCGGGGCACAGAGGUAGGACCCUGGGACUGGGCACGGGCUACCGGGACAGUGGGGGCUUGGAGCAGGCGUGCAAGCCGGCUUGUGGGGUGCACAGCUAUCCCGGACUUUGCACCUGGAGGCGGGUCUCCAGCUUGGAGUCGGAGGUGUGAGCGUGGCAGCCCGAUCCUCUGCCUGGCACUGCCUCCGUGAGGGCGCAGGUGGGCCAGGGGCCUUUCUGGCUUCUGCCGUCAGACCCUGCCCACUGGGAUCGCCAGCAGCUGAUGACAUC
Molecule: messenger RNA, 3830 nt
Organism: Sorex fumeus (smoky shrew)
Lineage: Eukaryota; Metazoa; Chordata; Mammalia; Eulipotyphla; Soricidae
Gene: GRIN2C
Product: glutamate ionotropic receptor NMDA type subunit 2C
Exons: 12
Coding region: 19-3711 (1230 amino acids)
Biological process (GO): monoatomic ion transport; synaptic transmission, glutamatergic; long-term synaptic potentiation
Cellular component (GO): postsynaptic membrane; postsynaptic density membrane; plasma membrane
Molecular function (GO): NMDA glutamate receptor activity; transmitter-gated monoatomic ion channel activity involved in regulation of postsynaptic membrane potential
Source: RefSeq, a predicted model, not a curated record